CCCGGCUACAAAAGACGACGGCUGCGGCGCUCCAGGCGGAACUUUCCAGAACGCUCGGUGGAAAGGCUGAGGAGCGGCGGCUGCCCGAGCUGCGCACGGCAACGCGCUCCUUCCCGCUCCCCCACACCGGCAUCGGCCCCCUCACCGGCUGUAGGAAAUGGUGAAAGAAACCACUUAUUAUGAUGUUUUGGGGGUCAAACCCAAUGCCACCCAAGAAGAAUUGAAAAAGGCUUACAGGAAACUGGCCUUGAAGUACCACCCUGAUAAGAAUCCAAAUGAAGGAGAGAAGGCAAGUAGUACACUCAUAACAAAGCUGAAUAUGAAAUUUAUCCCCCCUUUUCUGAAACAGUUUAAACAGAUUUCUCAAGCUUACGAAGUGCUCUCUGAUGCAAAGAAAAGGGAAUUAUAUGACAAAGGAGGAGAGCAGGCAAUUAAAGAAGGUGGAGCAGGUGGCGGUUUUGGCUCCCCCAUGGACAUCUUUGAUAUGUUUUUUGGAGGAGGAGGCAGGAUGCAGAGAGAAAGGAGAGGUAAAAAUGUUGUGCAUCAACUCACAGUAACCUUAGAAGAUUUAUAUAAUGGUGCAACAAGAAAACUAGCUCUGCAAAAGAAUGUGAUUUGUGACAAAUGUGAAGGCCGAGGUGGUAAGAAAGGAGCAGUAGAGUGCUGUCCCAAUUGCCGAGGUACUGGAAUGCAAAUAAGAAUUCAUCAGAUAGGACCUGGAAUGGUUCAGCAAAUUCAGUCUGUCUGCAUGGAGUGCCAGGGCCAUGGGGAGCGGAUCAGUCCUAAAGAUAGAUGUAAAAGCUGCAAUGGAAGGAAGAUAGUUCGAGAGAAGAAAAUUCUAGAAGUUCAUAUUGACAAAGGCAUGAAAGAUGGCCAGAAGAUAACAUUCCAUGGUGAAGGAGACCAAGAACCAGGACUGGAGCCAGGAGAUAUUAUCAUCGUUUUAGAUCAGAAGGACCAUGCUGUUUUUACUCGACGAGGAGAAGACCUUUUCAUGUGUAUGGACAUACAGCUGGUUGAGGCAUUGUGUGGCUUCCAAAAGCCAAUAUCUACUCUUGACAACCGAACCAUAGUCAUCACUUCUCAUCCAGGUCAGAUUGUCAAGCAUGGAGAUAUCAAGUGUGUGCUAAAUGAAGGCAUGCCAAUUUAUCGUAGACCAUAUGAAAAGGGUCGCCUAAUCAUUGAAUUUAAGGUAAACUUUCCUGAGAAUGGCUUUCUCUCCCCGGAUAAACUCUCUUUGCUGGAAAAACUCCUACCUGAGAGGAAGGAAGUAGAAGAGACUGAUGAAAUGGACCAGGUAGAACUAGUGGACUUUGAUCCAAAUCAGGAAAGACGGCGCCAUUACAAUGGAGAAGCAUAUGAGGAUGAUGAACAUCAUCCUCGGGGUGGUGUUCAGUGUCAGACCUCCUAAUGGGGCCAGUGAAUAACACUCACUGCUGGCAUUUUAUUUGCAGUAGUGAUUGAGUGAAGGACUAUAAUCAUAAUAUGCUCACUACUUGCUAUUGUUUGUUUUAAUAUUCAACUAUAGUAGUGUUUUAAAAGUUAAAUGAAGAAUAAACUCAAAUAUAAAAGCUC
This is a messenger RNA of Eubalaena glacialis (North Atlantic right whale), 1575 nucleotides long. It is a transcript of the gene DNAJA1, whose product is annotated as DnaJ heat shock protein family (Hsp40) member A1. Gene Ontology annotation, biological process: protein refolding; response to heat. Gene Ontology annotation, cellular component: cytoplasm; cytosol. Lineage: Eukaryota; Metazoa; Chordata; Mammalia; Artiodactyla; Balaenidae. The transcript has 9 exons. Gene Ontology annotation, molecular function: ATP binding; Hsp70 protein binding. The coding region runs from base 158 to 1411 and encodes 417 amino acids. The record is from RefSeq and is a predicted model, not a curated record.